Conger conger (European conger) is the source of this 5402-nucleotide messenger RNA. It is a transcript of the gene nr2f6b, whose product is annotated as nuclear receptor subfamily 2, group F, member 6b. The record is from RefSeq and is a predicted model, not a curated record. The coding region runs from base 1823 to 3088 and encodes 421 amino acids. Lineage: Eukaryota; Metazoa; Chordata; Actinopteri; Anguilliformes; Congridae. Gene Ontology annotation, molecular function: zinc ion binding; RNA polymerase II cis-regulatory region sequence-specific DNA binding; nuclear receptor activity. The transcript has 4 exons. Gene Ontology annotation, biological process: anatomical structure development; cell differentiation; negative regulation of transcription by RNA polymerase II.
GAGACAGAGAGCGAAUAGAGAGAGACAGCGAAGAGAAGAGGUUCUGUGGCUGCUUGCAACAACAGCCGAGCCAGCCAGCCUAGCGUCUUGCCUCGUUUUUUUUUCUCCGCCGGGUUCCUUUAAUUUAUGAUCGCCGGAGCCGAAAACAGAGAGAAGGGGCUGACAAAAAGCCCUGAGUCCUUCCCCCAGCUCGGUCCGCGGGAACGGAGCAGUGCCUAGGCCGCAAGCCCUCACUGCAAAAAGGGGCAAGCUCUGAGGACAGGAGGGAGGCAGGCAGACCGAGGGAGACUGGGAAAAGCCGAGCUCGCAUUGCCACUCCGGAGGCAAAGGUCUCUGCUUCCUCUCCGUUCUUUUCCAUUGGCGCGCACUGAAGCCACAGCCACAACGCCUGCAGGAGAAGGGGAAACAACACGAUCCAGGGGCCUCGUUUUAUACAACAAGCGAGAGAGAGAGAGGGAGUACUUCCUCCAACUUUUAUCCUGCCUCAACAGAAGAGAGAGGACACGUGACCAGACGUGGAUAGAGGGCGCUCUUUCUAUCAGUGUUUUGUUUUCAUCAUUUAUUUUUUUAUUAGCAUUGAAAAGCUAAUAAAGAAAUAAUAAGAAAUUAUUUCAAUUUUAGUUACUAUUGGAGCCAGGACCUGGAGGCAGCCUUUGUCAGCUUUGAUCCUGUCGACUUGAAAGAUAACGCAGCAGAGGACAAACAGCUCUGCAGCCCAAAGGAACUCUGGGAGACGAACACAUGUGGACUUUUUUUUUUUACAUUUACUACAUUCUUAGUUUGUCAUUGGAGGAGUUGAUGAUGGCAACAGUGCGCAUCCUGCAUAAACAAGCUUGAUCUUUUGACGAUUGACAUUCCUACUUAUUUUCCGACCUUUCAAGAGUCUCUGUUUUGGACGCUUGCACAUCACAGUAUCUGUUCUUGUUUUGGUCUGGCCUCACCUCCUUGUGUUUUGAUUGUUUUUAGUGUUGGAAUAGCCCGGCAAGAGUGGGGUGAUACUAACAUGGUCUUGCCAGACUGAAAGACACCACUUUCCCGGCACGUUAAGAACUGGUUUGACUGGUUUUUUGCCGGCAGAUACUUCUGUUUUCCCUUGCUUGGUCUCAACAUAGCUUAAGUGUUUUUUCUAACCUGGUUGAGGAGUGAAAACACUAAGCCAUUUCUCUAUCUUGAGAGGGGCACUCUUCUCCCCCUUUCCAAGCCUGUAGCCAAUGAGACCUCUGUCUUUUUUUCCCUUUUUGCCAUUUUCUACAAGAGCGUGAACGUCUGUGUUUAAUUUAUUGUUUCCUGUGAAAAGGGCAGGUUGAGCUCUGUUUCUUGCCUGAACUGUGAACUGGCCUGUGAAUUGGGCGAGAGGAGUCAGAGGACUGAGGCAAAAGAAAAACACAAGAGUUGAAUGAACAGAGGAGGAGAGAGAGAAAGGGGGCAGAAGAAAGGGGUGUGAGAACUGUGGACAAACAAAGCAGGGGGAGUUUGUCGGCUCUGUGGGACAGGAAUUUCCAGGUCACUGCAGUGUGGAAAGGCCCUGCUGCCUCUCAAACGCGACAAGACCCUGUGAAUGUUUUAUAGUUCGUACUUUACUUCUGACUGACGUCAUUCUUGUAAAAAAAAAAAAAUCUACAUCUGAAAAAGGCAGGUUUCACCAGAAAACUUUACCCAGAGAUUUUUUAUUUGUUUGCUUGGUUAGACUUUACACUGCGGUGCUUUUUAUAGUGAAAUAUUUCGGUCUUAACAGCUAGUAUCCGGGGGGGGGGAUUAGCACCGCUAGCGGUGGGCAGGACUCGUAGACUGAAUCCUCGGGACAGGGCCUGGUGGCAGAGAGAUGGCCAUGGUGAGCGGGGGAUGGGGCGAUCCGGACGGAGACACCAACGGUCUGGGGGAGAAGGGCUACCUCCGGGGCGACGAGGAAGACGGGUCGCCCCAGGCGGGCAGCAGCGACAUUGAGGUGGGCGAGGACGACAAGGCGUGCGUGGUGGACUGCAGCGUGUGUGGCGACAAGUCCAGCGGCAAGCACUACGGCGUCUUCACCUGCGAGGGCUGCAAGAGCUUCUUCAAGAGGAGCAUCAGACGCAACCUCAGCUACACCUGCAGGUCAAAUAGAGACUGCCAGAUCGACCAGCACCACCGCAACCAGUGCCAAUACUGCCGGCUGAAGAAAUGCUUCCGCGUAGGAAUGCGCAAAGAAGCAGUCCAGCGCGGACGCAUCCCGCCAGCGCACUCCGGCAUCAGCCCCACGCCCAUGCCCGGGGGCGGCACCGGCGGAGGGCCGGGCGGCGGGGCGGGGGGCCCGGGCGUGGGCGGCGGCGAGUUCUUCAACGGGCAGCCGGUGUCGGAGCUGAUCUCCCAGCUCCUGCGGGCCGAGCCGUACCCCAGCAGCCGCUACGGGCCCCAGUACGGCCAGCACCACCCGCACCAGCAGCAGCAGCUCCAGGCCGGCGGCGGGGGCGGCGGCGGCUCCGUCAUGGGCAUCGACAACAUCUGCGAGCUGGCGGCGCGCCUCCUCUUCAGCACCAUCGAGUGGGCGCGCAACAUCCCCUACUUCCCCGACCUGCCCGUGUCGGAGCAGGUGGCCCUGCUGCGGCUGAGCUGGAGCGAGCUCUUCAUCCUCAACGCCGCGCAGUCCGCGCUGCCCCUGCACAUGGCGCCCCUGCUGGCCGCCGCCGGCUUCCACGCCUCGCCCAUGUCCGCCGAGCGCGUGGUGUCCUUCAUGGACCAGGUGCGCGUCUUCCAGGACCAGGUGGACAAGCUGACGCGCCUGCAGGUGGACUCCGCCGAGUACAGCUGCCUCAAGGCCAUCGCGCUCUUCUCCCCCGACGCGUGCGGGCUGACGGAUCCCGUGCACGUGGAGAGCCUCCAGGAGAAGGCGCAGGUGGCGCUGACGGAGUACGAGAGGCUGCAGUACCCGGGCCAGCCGCAGCGUUUCGGGCGUCUCCUGCUCCGCCUGCCGGCCCUCCGGGCGGUGCCCGCCUCGCUCAUCUCCCAGCUCUUCUUCAUGCGCCUGGUGGGGAAGACCCCCAUAGAGACCCUCAUCCGCGACAUGCAGCUCUCCGGAAGCUCCAUCAGCUGGCCCUACGUGCCGGGGCAGUAACGCCACCCCGCGGCGCGGUCGAACUCGCUCGUCCAGGGCCCCAUUCUGGCACCAGGGCCCCAAACCCCCACAGGCUCUGGGCGUUCCCCACGGCCCCCUUUUGGGUCCAAUGUCAUGUGUCCUGUGACAGCGCAGCCUCUCUUCACACAAAAGAACCCUGUUGUGAUGUCGUCACUCUGGAAUGCAGAUGUGUCAGGAGUUACGGGACUCAGUGGAACAGCUUCUUUGUGAAACAAAAUGUUUCUGAGAAAAAAAAAAAGUAUUUUUCCAGAACUGGCUAGAGACCACACUGCAGACUGAUUUUAUGAGCUGUCAAAUUAAUUGGCGAUAUAUAUGUAUAUAUAUAUAUAUAUAUAUAUAUAUAUAUAUGUGCUAUUUGUAUUCUGACGAAAGGAUUGAAAGCUUUAUGACCUUUAAUUUGAAGGGACUGGUGUGAAUGAUAAUGUAUGCCCAAUCGUACUGUCCAAUCGGAUUUUGAUGGGUUUUUUUUUUUUUAAAGAAAUCAUAACACUCCAGAAUCAAUUUGGAGAUCUGGCCAUAAGUGUGACAAAUAACAAGAUCGUGACAAAAUAACAAUUAAUCCAAAUGAGCUCAAAUUCAACAAAAAUACAUAUUUGCAUGGAAAGAACGGACCGUUCCGAAUUUUAAAAAGGGAUUAACGUUCAUGUCAUCUGAGUUUCACUGGCGUAAUGAUAGCAGACCUUGAAGCUGACAUUCAUUUCUGAUGAAGUUGAUACUGAUAUCCUGUUUAUAUCAGCCCCAGUUAGGACAGGCUUGUACAUUUACAAUUGUAUUGUGUUGCCACAUAGAAGCGAACCUUUCUAGAAUCAUAACUAAGCAACACAGUAUUACAUUAUUUUGCUGUAAAACAGAUAUGACCACUUGUGUCAAUUUAUUUUAACACUGUUCGCAGGUUCAGUGUAGCUAACGUUUAUGACUACAGCACAUUCCUUCCAUUCACAAUAACAGCCCGGUGUGGGUUUGUAAUAUUUUCCAUGUUGUUACCUUUAAAAACCAAUUGACCUCUUUGUGACACACGUAUAAUACUUUAAUAAAACCCAACCAUCAAUGAAACAGACUGCUCUACAGGAAUGCAAGGGAUUUUCUACUACUGGGCCUUGGUGAAAAAUAACACAUCGUGUAUAUAGUGACAAACUUUGUCUUUGAUAUAUGACUUGGCAUAUGCCAACAUUAGGUAUGAAAAAUACCACUAAUUAUUUUGUUUCUGAAUGUAAUCAAAAACAGUUCUUUAGUAGAGUUCUUUAGUGAACAAUUCCUAAAUAAAUACUACGCUUACCAAGCAGAAAAAACAAAAAACCCUGAAAUGAUUGACGUAACCUUUUCACGCAACCUAAGAACAAAUUCAAAUUAUUAUUUUUGUUCAAUGAUAAAAAUACCUCUGGCAUCCUUCAAGAGUUUUAUUUACCUUUUUCAAUACCCUGCAGCCUGACAAUUCACUACACCAUGAAACACUCCAAAAAAGAUUUAUGCAUCAGAACACAAAUCUUGGGAUUCAUGUAUUUCCAACUGUGUGCCCAAAUCACUUCAUCGUGCGCUACAUUUGAAGCAGGAUGCUCUUUCGUUCGUCUGUAUGUUUUACUAACGGUGCAAUGUGCUCGGGUGUGACGUUUUUAAAGGUGCAAAGAUGCAAUACUGCUGUGUUUGAGAAAAUGGCCCAAAAUGACUGGUUGAACCACUGGCAAAGGCUACCAGGAGUCCAAUCUCACCUCCUAGACUGACUAGGACUUACCUCAUGCCCUAGCCUUCAGAAAACACAGGAUACACCAACUAAAUCAAGACAAGAGACUUCAGUGAGUUUUAUUCACGUCGGAUUUAUUAUCAUCGUGUUAUUUCUCCAGCUUUAAUGUUUUUCUCGUCAGUACCUGCUUAUUAAUCUCCAAAAACAAUGUGAAGAUGCAAAUUUUUGUCUUAUCAUUAUAUAUAUUUUUGGUUAUGAAUGUUUUUUUUUUUGUAAGAAUAUGCAGAUCAGCAGUGCUGUGUGAAUUAGCCCUUCAGCAGAACGGAUGUACGACUGAACAGACGCUUUUAAGUCAGUGUUUUCGAUAACGACGCUGAUUUAUCGCUGGGUUUCCCUGGCGACCAUCCUGAACUGCUGCUUUGAAAUUUCAACACAGUGGCUAUUUAUUCAAGAUGAAUGCAUAUGUUAAAUUUUCUGUUCUCUAGAUCAACCCAGAAUAUGUAUUUUCUGUAUAUACUUCUGGACUUAGAUAUACUUGUAUAUACUUCUCCCCUUCUGUUGUUACAGUGACCGGGUGUGUCUACCCCUAUGUAAUAAAGAAAGCUUGCUAUUGGA